This is a messenger RNA of Gadus macrocephalus (Pacific cod), 6494 nucleotides long. It is a transcript of the gene sgsm1a, whose product is annotated as small G protein signaling modulator 1a. Gene Ontology annotation, biological process: activation of GTPase activity. The record is from RefSeq and is a predicted model, not a curated record. The transcript is spliced from 25 exons. Lineage: Eukaryota; Metazoa; Chordata; Actinopteri; Gadiformes; Gadidae. Gene Ontology annotation, molecular function: GTPase activator activity. Bases 100 to 3687 code for a protein of 1195 amino acids.
GGGGCGUGUCUUAAAGGGGGGAUCGCUGAUGCACCUUGUGGCGUUCCACGAGCCAGCAGCAGAUGCGACCAGUUGGACCUUCUGGUGAAAGUAGACUCCAUGGUAACAGCGAUGGCAGAAUGCGAAACACGUCAGAGACUGGUGCGCACCGUCAAGAAGGAGGUGAAGCAGAUUAUGGAGGAGGCUGUCACGCGAAAGUUUGUCCAUGAAGACAGCAGUCAUAUUGUUUCGUUCUGUGCGGCGGUGGAGGCGUGCGUCCUGCACGGGCUGAAGCGACGCGCGGCUGGCUUCCUGCGCAGCAACAAGGUGGCUGCGCUCUUCACCAAGGUGGGCAAGAGCUUCGCCCCUGCCCACGACCUCUGCAGGAAGACCCAGGAGCUGGAGCAGCUCGUGGAGACCAAGAGAACCCAGAGCCUGCAGAGCCAGGACGGCUUGAGGCGGUUGACCCGGCUGCCCAGCCUGACCCCCCACUCCUCCAAAAACCUGUGGAUCCGCACCGCCCUGUUUGAGAAGGUUCUGGACAAGAUCGUGGUCUACCUUGUGGAGAACAGUAGUAAAUUCUACGAGAAAGAGGCUGUUCUCAUGGACCCAGUGGAUGGGCCCAUCCUCGCUUCUCUGCUGGUGGGGCCGUGCGCACUGGAGUACACCAAGAUGAAGACGGCCGACCACUUCUGGACGGACCCGUCAGCAGACGAGCUGGUGCAGAGACACCGCAUCCACGGAGGCCACUGCCGACAGGACUCCCCCAGCAAGAGGCCCGCUCUGUGUUUCCAGAAGAGGCACUCCAGCAGCAGCGUGGACGAGCGGCCCUCCCCCUCGCCGUCCGCCCGCGACUACGUUGAGUCCCUGCACCAGAACAACAGAGCCAUCCUGCUGUUUGGGAAGAACAACGUCCUGGUCCAGCCGAGAGACGACAUGGAGGCCGUUCCAGGGUACCUCUCUCUACACCAGACCGCCGAGGUCAUGACCUUGAAGUGGACGCCCAACCAGCUAAUGAACGGAUCUGUGGGAGACCUGGACUAUGAGCACAGUGUGUACUGGGACUACGCUAUGACCAUUCUGCUGCAGGAGAUUGUCUACCUGCACUGCCAUCAACAGGUGGACAGUGGGGGCACGGUGGUGCUUGUGAGCCAGGACGGCAUCCAGAGACCCCCGCUGCGCUUCCCUAAAGGAGGCCACCUGCUGCAGUUCCUCUCCUGCCUGGAGACCGGCCUGCUGCCCCACGGCCAGCUGGACCCCCCUCUCUGGUCCCAGAGGGGAAAGGGGAAGGUGUUUCCUAAGCUCCGGAACCGGGUCGCUCCCGUAUCGGGAUCAUCAGAGUCGGUGUCCGACAAGGAGGAGGACGAGGCCACAGACUACGUCUUCCGCAUCCUGUUUCCCAACAGCCAAUCAGAGUUUGUGAACCCCCCAGACCUGAUGGAGCAGGGUGCUCCGCUGUGGCAGCCCACCCUGAGGAAGUCUUCCUGCUCGUCCUGCUCCCCCCGGAGUCUGUCGGAGGGGGCCCCGCCCGACGGCUGCAACCACGAGCGGGCCCCUCUCAAGCUGCUGUGUGACAACAUGAAGAACCAGAUCAUUUCCCGGGCGUUUUACGGCUGGCUGGCGUACUGCCGCCACCUGUCCACGGUGAGGACACACCUCUCGGCGCUGGUGAACCCCGCCAUCGUGGAGCCCGACGCGCCCGCCGACGCCAACGCCGGCCUGACCCCCCGCGUGUGGCGCCUCUUCCUGCAGGACCGCACCGCCUAUGAGGAGAAGGAGCUGCUCCGAUUGGUCUACUUUGGGGGUGUGGAGCCGUCGCUGAGGAAGGAGGUGUGGCCUUUCCUCCUGGGUCACUACCAGUUUUCAAUGUCCGAACCUGAAAGGAAGGAGGUGGACGACCAGGUGAAGGCGGGCUACCAGCGGACCAUGGGCGAGUGGCUGGGCUGCGAGGCCAUCGUGCGCGAGCGGGAGAAGGAGCAGCACGCGGCCGCCAUCGCCAAGUGCUCCGGGGCCAGCGUGGACAGCUCCAGCCAGCCGCUUGUGCACCGCGACUCCACCCUCAGCAACGAGUCUUCCCAGAGCUGCAGCUCUGACCAGCAGAGUCUGGCCCGUCUGCAGAGUGACUCCAGCAGCAGCACCCAGGUCUUUGAGUCGGUGGAAGAGGUGGACCAGAUCGAGGCCGAGGCGGAGACCAAGGGCCCCGGGGCCAAGCAGGCCCCCCGGGUCCCCAACGGGGUGCUCCAGAACGGGGUCAGCUCCCCCGACUCCGGGCACCCGUCCUCCCGCAACUUCUCCGUCACCUCGGGCCUGUCGGACGUCUCCUUCAGCGCCGAGGACAGCGCCUGCGCGCCCGACCAGGGGCCCCGGGCCCGGGCGGAAGGGGAAGGGGAGCAGCCGGGGGCGGCCGGGGCCGAGCAGGCUCCAGACAGACACACGGACACAGUGGAGGGGGAGGACCAAGAGCCCACGCCGCCAAAGGACGCCGCCCAGUCCGAGGCCGCGGCCACCCAAGUGCCUCAGGGGGACACCGACGGGAACGCAGAAGGAGAAGAAGGCGCCGGGCCAGAACAGACGCGGGAGUUCAAAUCCAAAGAGGCAAAGGCCAGCUGGGCACCGCGAGAGCUGGUGUCCACCGAGGGAGACGGGGUCGUCGCAGGGGGCGAGACGGAGGAGGCGGAGAUCCCUGCUGCACUCAAGAGCCUCCUCCUGACCGGGCCGCGCCCAGCGGAGGCCUACCGCCCCGCCCGGGGGCCCCGGGCUCCCAGCGACUCGGAGUCCGAGUCCCCGUCGGCCAUCGAGAUGGAGGACAUCCCCAAAGGCAGCGUGUCCACGGGGCCGUGGGACGGGAAGGGCCGGUGUGAGGGCUGGUCCUCCUCAGGGGAGCUGCGGGGGGAGGCCGGGCCAGAGGGAGCCCGGUCCACCCUGUCUGAAGAGCCCCAGAUGGAGAGCCUCUACCCCCCCUGCGACCCCCCUGCCGAGCCCAAGGGGGCCGAGGAUGAAGUGUCCUCCCCGGUCGAGUCCAAGCCCGCCUACUCCCAGGAGCUCCUGGACCUGUACACACUGAACCUGCACCGCAUCGACAAGGACGUGCAGCGCUGCGACCGCAACUACAUUUACUUCAGCCCCGCCAACCUGGACAAGCUGCGCAACAUCAUGUGCAGUUAUAUCUGGCGCCACCUGGAGGUGGGCUACGUGCAGGGCAUGUGUGACCUGCUGGCUCCUCUCCUGGUCAUCCUGGACGACGAGGCCAUGGCCUUCAGCUGCUUCACCCAGCUCAUGAAGAGGAUGAAUCACAACUUCCCACACGGAGGCGCGAUGGACACACAUUUCGCCAACAUGCGUUCCCUCAUCCAGAUCCUGGACUCUGAGCUCUUUGAGCUGAUGCACCAGAACGGGGACUACACCCACUUCUACUUCUGCUACCGCUGGUUCCUGCUGGACUUCAAGAGAGAGCUGGUGUACGACGAUGUGUUUUCCGUGUGGGAGACCAUCUGGGUGGCCAAGUACGCGUCCUCGGGUCACUUCGUCCUGUUCAUCGCCCUGGCGCUUGUGGAGAUCUACCGGGACAUCAUUCUGGAGAACAACAUGGACUUCACCGACAUCAUCAAGUUCUUCAAUGAAAUGGCCGAGCACCACAACAUCAAGCAGGUCCUGCCCCUGGCCCGAGAGCUCGUGUGUAAGGUUCAGAUGCUCAUUGAAAACAAGUGAAACUCCUUUCCUCCUUGAUGUUACGUAUUAGCUUUUGCAGCAACAGAGCAAUUUAAAGUCGCAAUGUGUAAGAUUGAGCUCUUCCCAGUAAGUAGGCAGGAGUCUUUCAGAAUAAAAACAAACUCCAUAACAGUUUUCGGUUCACGCUUUCGUUAACUGGCUCUGCAACUGUCUGAUGCGCCCCAGCGUUGCUCGGCUGGCCGGGGGUGGGGGGGGGGCUUUGGGAGAUUCGAUAAUCAGAUUAGACACGCCCCGUUGUUUACAAGAAAACAUGUUAUAGUAAACAAAGACAGAGGUACGGGUUUGGCCAGCUAUAUCUACUACAUUAUCGAAAUCACUAUUGAUCAGCAUUGACAAGGUAAUUUGAAAUUUGAAGCUAGUUUAAAUGUUACUUAUUGCAACUUUAAUGAGAUGCCACACAAGCACACACAUGCAAGAACGCACACACACCCACCAACACACACACACAGACCCAACCACCCAAACACACACACACACACACACACACACACAUACAUACAUACAUACAUACACACAAAUAAACACACAUAUACACAUACAGAAACACACACAGUAUACAGUCAGGUUUCUCCUGUAUGUGAUGUCAGCUGGUGUAUAAAGGUGUAAUUCUUCUGUCGCUAAUUCUAGAUCCAAAUAUCUUUUGUCUGAAAAAUGUUGUCUGUUGAGUGUCGAUGUUUACCUUAGUAAAUUAUAUUUUUUCUUUUAAAUAAUUAGAGUUUUGGUUGCACAUUUUUGAACCAAAUGGAUACUUGUCAACUAAUGUCUUUAUUAAUGAAGAAAACUGUACAUGAUUCAAAUAUGUAUUGAGAACUAUUUUAAUAUAAGGUACUGAAGAAGAAGUUUUACUAAAUCACCAGAUUAUCCUAAUUAUAGGUGAGACCUGCAGACACUGUUUCAAUGACCACAUAAUUUCUAUAUUUCAGAACCCAUUUCAUCUUAAAUACAGACAUAGUUAAAAUAACCCCAUUCCUGUGGUUAUGAUCCAGUGCAGAGAGAUCCUGUGCGUCCUAUUUAAAGCUGCAGUUUGUACCUUUUCCACUGCAGUCGUGACUUCUGGUUAUAAUGCUAGCAAUGUUGAAAGAGUGACAUGGUAAGGUUGUAUUAACAUACAGUAACUACUGAUACUCUGUGUUCUCAUUGUGCCCCCACUCUUGCCUAUCACCAAUAAUAUGUCUGUGUAUGUUGUGUGUGAAUUGGAUUGUAACCCCCCCCCCCCACCCAAAAAAAAGAAUAGAAAAUUAGGUUAUGAGGAUGACAGGAACUAAAGUUAUGACCCAUAGAUAACUACAUUGAUAUCAAAGUGAAUUAGUCAUCUCUGUACAGAGCUAUUAGGAGGACAUUUUGACAGCUCUAUUAUUUUGUCAUUUUUAUUCAACAUCAGGGCAAUCAUUUUAUGACGUUUCUAUUGUAGUGCUGCUGGCAUCCUUUGUGACUUUAAUUCAGUGUUUCCCUACAUGCAUCCAGCAGUGGCCCAGCACAGCGGCUGGACUACUAGCAACACAGCAGUCAACCCUGCAUUUGUUUUUAUUAGAAAUUAUGUUGGGAGCCCCAAAUGCAAUUUGCUUUAUUUAAUAUCAUGGGUGCCCCCAACUGCACCCUGCUCAAUCGUUACAUCCUCAUUAUUGGCAUUGGUGGAAAAUACUGAUGGCAAAAUAGUAUUCUAGGAGCUAGAAGAAGAAAAAAUGCAUGAUGACACUAAUGGUGGAAUUAUCGUAGGAAUGGACAUAGACUAAAAGUAGGUUUUAAUAAUAAGUAGCCUCCAUAUAAGAUUGUAUAAAACAGAAGCAACAGUAUUAUGAAACCCAGAAGGAGGGAUGGCUACAAGUUGCUAACUUAAAACUGUAUUUGAUUAUAUAAUGCCAAAAGAAUGUGGUUGUGCGCAUGGUGCACUUGCAUGCUUUCCUAGUAGGUUACAUUUUGAGCAAAACACAUGAGAUGGUGGCUGUUGGAAUGCAGCCCAGCACUACUGGCUCCAUCGGGGAUCCAUAAAGCUCUGUGGGCCCGACCACACGACGUAGUGCAACUACAGAAACCAGAGCACUGCUGCUGGAAACAUCGUAAAGGAAACACUGCAUUUCAUUCAUUUAUAUAGUUAUUAUUAUUAUAUUAUAUUAUUAUAAUUGUGUGAUUAUUAUUAUUGUUAUCGGCAUACACAGUAAAUGUGGGAACUAGAUGAGAAGGACUGAAAUCAUGUUGUCUCAGAUAACUUAUGAUGACACUAUUUUUCUUAUCACAGAUAUUACAAAAGAAACAUGUGAAAUAUCAGAGAACCAUGAAGAGAACUAUUUGCAAAAAUGUAAUGUGUACACGUUGACCACGGUUGAUUGGCAGGUGGUUUCCUCUGCACAUUACACAUAGGCCAAACUUGUUUUUAAAGCUAAGAACAGAAACCUUAAACAAAAAGACAGAAGAUGGGAUGCUGCUAUGGUUAAGGGCGAGUGCCUUCCCACUGAAGUAGCUUUUUUAAAUGAAAUGUAGACGUGCUUUCCACUCUUUAACGGCUGAUGUAACGUUGAGGAAUAUUUAUAGUCUAGCCACAAGUCGUUUAUUGUGUCAAGUGUUGUUUUCAUGAAUGUGAUGAGAUUAAUUGCGUUUAAUAUCGGUGGUUCCUUCCAAAAAGGCAUUUCUUUUGUAAAAUGAAAUGAUUUGCUAACAUGUUUAUUUAUUCAUUCAACUGCUGCUUUUGUUUGUAAAACUAUAACCUUGCUGGUGUUUAGUUCUGAAUGUUUGUGGUAAAACAAAUUAUAUUUAAAAUGGCAUAUUAAAUGGUAUAUGUUUUUAUAAAA